Molecule: messenger RNA, 4391 nt
Organism: Astyanax mexicanus (Mexican tetra)
Lineage: Eukaryota; Metazoa; Chordata; Actinopteri; Characiformes; Acestrorhamphidae
Gene: xpc
Product: xeroderma pigmentosum, complementation group C
Exons: 14
Coding region: 34-2883 (949 amino acids)
Biological process (GO): mismatch repair; nucleotide-excision repair
Cellular component (GO): cytoplasm; XPC complex; nucleus
Molecular function (GO): damaged DNA binding; single-stranded DNA binding
Source: RefSeq, a predicted model, not a curated record
UUACAGGGGUAUCAGAGGGGCUGGGGGGGCAACAUGGCUAAACGUAAGCAGGCAGCAGAUACUGGCUCUGAAAGAGACACAACAAAGAAGCUCCAGCAGAAGAGCAGAACUUCCAAAACCCACAACAUCAAAGAAAAGGCUUCUGCAGCCAAAACCGUGAUGAAGAACCUCAAACCCAGAGUCCGAGCCUCCAGAAAAUCAGAUGAUCCUUCAGAUACGAAGAGAAGCAAAUACUUCAAGAACAAAGAGCCUUUGGGGGCGGGGCCUAUGAAGGCGGGGCGUCCGAAGGCGGGGCCCCUGAAGAAAGAGCCUCUGAAGGCGGAGCCUUAUGAUAUGAGUGACUCCAGUGAGGACGUCAGUAUAAUAUCUCCACAUAUCACUGCGCCGCCAAUCAACCAGAUCAAAGAAGAGGAAGAUCAGAAGGAGGUAAAAAAAGAAGAGGAGGAUGAGGAAGAGGAGGAGAGUGAUGAAGACGAGGACUGGGAGGAGGUGGAAGAACUUGCAGGUCCGCUGGGGCCGGUGGAUCCAGAGCAAGAGCCGGCGGUUCCGUCCCAACCUGUGGAGAUUGAGAUCGAGACAGCAGAGGCCAUGAAGAAGAGACAGAGGAAGGAGAAGAGGCAGGCGGAGUUUGAUGCGUAUCUCCGCCGGAUGAUGAAACGCUUUAGUAAGGAGCUGCUGGAGGAGACGCAUAAGGUUCACCUGCUCUGCCUAUUGGCCAGCGGACUCUUCAGGAACCGCCUCCUCUGUGAAGCUGAUCUCCUGGCGGUCGCUCUGUCUUUACUGCCCCCCCACUUCACCAACGUUCUCACAGAGCGCAUCAGCACCGGCUUCCUGGAGGGGCUGCUGAAGUGGUUUAAGACGACCUUCACUCUGAACCCUGAGCUUCCUGAGGAGCAGGGAGUGGAGCUGCGGGAGCUUCUGCAGAGGAGAUUAGGAAGUUUAUCAGCUCGAGAUCAUCAGGAGAUGACUUAUCUCUUCCUGCUGGUGUUACGGUCGCUGAGGCUGUUCUGUAGGCUGGUUCUCUCGUUACAGCCUGUCCCCUUCAAACCAGCAUCUAAAAAGCAGGAGAAACGUCAGUCCUCCAACAGUCCUCCUAAUAAAUCUGAUAAAAAAGCAUCAGAUUCCAAUAAAAUCUCUCCCGGGUCGAAGCGCCUGCAGCCGGCUGCCAGCGGGGGGAGCCGGAGGCAGAGAGGAGGGAAGAGAGCGAAGAAGAGCGACGGAGGAGAAGAAGUGAAAGAGAGGGAGGCGAUGGCGGGAGGACAACGUCCAAAAAACUCCAGACGGAGGAGCGUCGCGUCAAAAGUGUCCUACAAAGAAGACAGCAGUGAGGGGGAGGGGCCUAGCGAUGACGAGGAGUUUCAGCUGACCAGUGAGGGUGAGAGUGACGAGUCAGGGGGCGGGGCUAAGAGGUGUAGGAGGAAUUCAAAAACUAAAGGUAAAGGUAAAGGUGGGGGACGGCGCGGGUCCAGCGGCAGCAGGAAGAACAGAAAGAAAAAACAAGAGGAAGAGGAGGAGGAGUUUAAGGAGGAUGAGGAAGAAGAAGAGGAAGAUGAGGAGGAUGAAGACGAGGAGGAAGAGGAAGAGCAUGAAGGACGAAGACGAGGAAGGACACAGCGGGGGGGUAAAGGGGACGACGAGUGGAUAGAGGUGUACCUGGACUCAGUGAAGGGGUGGGUGUGUGUAGAUGUAAAUCAGGGGGUGGGGAAACCGCAGCUCUGCACCAAUCAGGCGUCUCAUCCCGUUACGUACGUGGUGGGCGUGGACGGAGAGGGUUACCUGAAGGACCUGAGCACCAGGUAUGACCCCACCUGGCUGACGUCGUCACGGAGACGGCGAAUCGACUCGGAGUGGUGGGAGGAGACUUUAGGAUUUUACGUGAGUCCAGAAACAGAACGAGAAAAGAAGGAGGACAAAGAGCUGCAGGACCGGUUGCUGGAUAAACCACUUCCUACAUCUAUCAGUCAGUAUAAGAAUCACCCGCUGUACGUGCUGGAGAGACACCUGCUGAAAUACGAGGCGCUGUACCCGCGCACCGCCGCCAUCCUCGGCUACUGCCGCGGAGAAGCUGUCUACUCACGGGAUUGUGUUCACACACUGCAUUCGAGAGACACCUGGCUGAAGCAGGCUCGCACUGUGAGACUGGGGGAGGUGCCGUAUAAGAUGGUGAAGGGCUUUUCUAACCGCUCCCGUAAAGCGAGGAUGAUGUCUGAGAGGAAGGAUGAGAAGGACCUGGCGCUGUUCGGACCCUGGCAGACCGAGGAGUACCAGCCUCCUCUCGCCGUUGACGGCAGGGUCCCCCGUAAUGAGUUUGGGAACGUGUAUAUGUUUAAGCCGUGUAUGCUGCCGGUGGGCUGUGCUCACCUGCGUCUGCCCAGUCUGCACAGAGUCGCCCGCAAACUCAGCCUGGACUGUGCUGCUGCCAUAACCGGCUUCGACUACCACGGAGGAUACGCCCACGCCGUUACUGAUGGAUACAUCGUCUGUGAGGAACAUCAGGAGAUCCUGAGAGCUGCCUGGGAGAACGAGCAGGAGAUCCUGAAGCAGAAAGAGCAGGAGAAGCGUGAAAAGCGUGCGGUGUCGAACUGGAAGCUGCUGGUGAAAGGCCUGCUGAUCAGGGAUAGGCUGCAGCGUCGCUACGGACAACAAGGCCUGGCCAAGAGCUCCGCCCUGGGGCAGGAGGGAGGAGCCGCAGGGUUAUCCUCCGGAGAAGAGGAGGAGGAAGAGGGCGGGGCUAACAGCGCCGCACCCAGUCUGGCGGUUUCAUGGCCACAGAACAGGCAAGAGGAGCAGGAGCAGGAAAAGGGCGGAGCUAAGAGGUCCGUCAGUAAGAGAGAGAGGCGGGGCCAAGAGAAACAUCUCUUUCCUUUUGAAAAAACAGCGUAAAUAUGAAUCUCGCUCGAUACUGUACAUGUAUAACUGAUUAUAUACAACUGUAGAUAAUAAACUUCAUUCAAAUUUGGUGUAACAAUGUUCAUUCUACACUGACAACGUGCCAAAAGUCAUGGGACCGCAGCAGCAGCCGGAGUCCGAGAGAGAGAGUACAGAAGAUUAUGCUGUUUCUCCAUCGUCUGUUAGCUGAUGUAUUAGAGCUGGGGAUCCGGUGCUUUCCUCCAAGCGUGCUGUGAUGCCACCUAGUAAUGCUGCAGUGAUUGGCUGCAGCUGGAAAAGAGGCGGAGUCUUUGCAGUGAUGGUGGAAUUUAUAAUUAACAGGGAUUGUGUAAUUGGCCUUUCAAAUUAAGUGAAAAAUGGGGUAAAUUAGAAAUAAAUACAAAUAUUUAUACAGUAUCAGUCAAAAUUUUGAUCACAUUCCCAUUUAAUGUUUUUUAUUUGUUUUCCCUACAUAGUAAAUGAAUGAAUAGUGAAUUGAUUCAGAUUAUGAAGGAACACAUAAGGAAUCAUAUAGUAACUUAAAAACAGUGUUAAACAAACCAAAAUACUCUGUAAAGUAUUUAGAUACUCUUAUCUGGGGAGCUGUUUGUUAACUUGUGGUUUCUGACGCUGAAAACUCUGAUAAACUCAUCCUGUACAACAGAGGAAACUCUCGCUCUUACCUUCCUGGAGUGGUUCUGAUGAGUGCCAGUUUCAUCAUCAUAGUGUUUUUGAUGGUCUUUGGGCAACUGCUCUUAAGAAUACUUUCAAAGUAUUACUUUAGCAUUUGUUGCUUCUCAUAAUCUGGAUUCGAACAUUACUCAAAUAUUCACUAUUCACUGUAUACCUGUAACUCUACCUCUUCACUACUUUACUUUAACUGAUGCUCUCAAACACUUUAUUAAGAGACAAGAAAUUCAAGUAAUUAACUCUUGAUGAGUUCAGCACAGCUGUUAACUGAAAGCCUGAAUUCCAGGAGACUCUACCUCAUAAAACUGACUGAGAAAAUCCAGCAGAGAUGUUCAAAACUGAUCAACUGGUUUGUUUAACACUUUUUUUGUUUAGUAAAUAAUUCCAUAUGUUUUUCUUCAGAAAGCCGGUACAGGCUGUACUGAAUCUAUCAGAGAUCAGUAGGUUCAGUAAUAUAAGUGCAAAUCAUACUGUAGUAACUGUGCAAAAACAUCUUAAACUACAUAGUCAUUCUGGAAUAAAUAACAUUACAACACACACCAACAGGAUUAAAAGGGAAAUUUAUACCAUGUCCCUUAAUAAUAUGUAAUUUUCUCAGUAUUAAAUAGAUGUUCCACACUCUUCUAUAUCUUGUUUCAUUUACUUCUUACAUCUUAAUGCUGUUCUGAACAAAGAGUUGGUCAUGUUUUGACUGCAAAUAAAUAAAUGAUGAUAAAUGUUUAUUCUCUGAUACACUGUGCUCAUAAAUAUCUACUACACCAAUGUUUUCUAUCAAAUUUUAUUUUUUAUAGAACAUUUGUUAGAAAUGAAAAAAGCAAAUAAACAAUUUUUUU